CUGUAUUCCACUGUACUUUAGAAACUUUCCCCAUCUGCUCUUCUUUCACUUUCUAUCUCUGUGUAAAAGCUUUUACACUGUCUAGUAUCAGCUCUUGAUCAGUUGGUGAGAAACUAGAGAUAUAAUGGACGAGGAAACUUUGCGAGACUCUGAGGAGGAGAUCUGGGCUUGUGGGGACGAAACAGAUGCAAAGCCUGACCGUAAAGCAAGAUAUCUGCUUUUUGGAGGUAGCAAGAAGAACAAGGAUGAAAAGGUGUCGGAAAAGGAAUCGUCCUCUGAGCACCGCUACCGCAUCGUUUCACCAAUGUGCCAAUAUACAAUGACCCACAAGCGAGUAGGAAAAUGUGUCAUCAUCAACAAUAAGAACUUUAAUGAUGAUACAGGGAUGAAUGUACGUAAUGGCACAGAUCGAGAUGCAGGAGAACUGUUCAAAUGCUUUAAAAACCUUGGUUUUGAAGUUUCCAUCUACAACGACCAGUCCUGUGAAAAAAUGACGAAGAUACUGAAAAAUGUGUCGGAAGAGGAUCACACCGACAGUUCCUGCUUUGCCUGCAUUUUGCUAAGCCAUGGAGAAGAGGGCAUGAUAUAUGGAACGGACGGGGCCAUGCCCAUCAAAGACAUUACCUUCCUCUUCAGAGGAGACAUGUGCAAGAGUCUUGUGGGCAAACCCAAGCUUUUCUUCAUCCAGGCCUGUCGAGGUUCAGAGUUCGAUGAUGGUAUACAGACUGACUCAGGAACACCUCAUGAUGUUCUAGAAACAGAUGCGAGCCCCAGACACAAAAUCCCAGUGGAGGCAGACUUCUUGUUUGCAUACUCCACUGUUCCAGGUUACUAUUCAUGGCGGAACCCGGGCCGAGGCUCUUGGUUCAUCCAAGCUCUUUGUAACGUCCUCAAUGAGUCUGGAAAGCAACUGGAAAUCUUGCAGAUCCUCACACGUGUCAACUACAUGGUGGCAAACAACUUUGAGUCCUGGUCUGAAGAUUCACGCUUCAGUGAGAAGAAGCAGAUUCCCUGUGUUGUCUCUAUGCUGACCAAAGAGCUUUAUUUUAACUGAUAACUACAUGACCACAGAGUUACUUAAAGGUUCUAUUUUUUUUUUUACUUACAUGUUUUUUAUUCUGUUUUCUUUUCUUUUUCUUUUUCAGUUUCAAGUAUGUUUGGUAGCAUACAUUUUCACAUCACAGUCAAAGCUAGACUGAUUUACUGACAGGAUGUGACCACCUGGUCUCAAUAUUCAGGGAUGAUCCAGACACAGCUACAGUUAGUGUUUGUGUGGGAUAGCGGUUUCUCUCUGACUUUAUUCUGGACGCUUAAUAGAUUCUUCAGAAGAGUGGCUCUUUAGUAGCAUGUUACUGUUCAUUAUUUAUCUCUUAUUUGAACAUUAAUAUUGCUGUUCUUUGUCCACAGCGGUGUGAAAUAUUCAUGUUAGGUUUUAUGGCAUUUUAGCAGGGGAACUGUAGCCUAUAUAAGCAUUUUCUUUUCUUCUUUUAUCAUUUAUUCUUGGAUUUAAAUGGUUAUGUGAAUCUUUUGGAGACAGUGUGGACUAUAAUUAGUAUUAAAACUAUAAACAUAAAGCACACAAGAGGCUUGGGGUGGGUUCAAUAUCAUCAAUGGGUUUGGAGUGACUUUAAAGCAUUUAAAUAACAAUAAAUCUAUUUAUUGUAAAUCUAAAUUUUUUAUUGUACACACAACAAUCUAUAAAAACAGCACUUAUCGUAUGAAAGUUGUGCUUUUGAUUUUCAUUUAAUGUUCUGUCAGUUUAUUAUUUAAGGAGGCAGCUACUGUGUAAAUAGUUAAAGGUUAUAAUGAACUGUCCACCGCAUAGCAAAAUUUUCUGUUAUACAAGAGCAGAAAGUGUAUUUUCUCCACUUUUGUUGAAAUAAAGGAUUUCUGAAAGAAAACA
Messenger RNA from Tachysurus vachellii, 1903 nucleotides. RefSeq names its product caspase 7, apoptosis-related cysteine peptidase (gene casp7). Gene Ontology annotation, biological process: apoptotic process; proteolysis. The record is from RefSeq and is a predicted model, not a curated record. The coding region runs from base 125 to 1054 and encodes 309 amino acids. Gene Ontology annotation, cellular component: cytoplasm. NCBI's taxonomy places the organism in Eukaryota, Metazoa, Chordata, Actinopteri, Siluriformes, Bagridae. The transcript is spliced from 7 exons.